Messenger RNA from Theileria orientalis strain Shintoku, 246 nucleotides. RefSeq lists its product as hypothetical. The coding region runs from base 1 to 246 and encodes 81 amino acids. The record is from RefSeq and is a predicted model, not a curated record. Lineage: Eukaryota; Apicomplexa; Aconoidasida; Piroplasmida; Theileriidae. The transcript is spliced from 3 exons.
AUGAGACUGUUGUGCACCUUCAACGCGUUAAAGACCAUCUCGAACCGAUGUGGCAGGAAUGUAACGUCGUCGAGACACUUCACAACGGGCUCCGAGACGAUCCACAACGCAAGUCCCAGACUGCCUCUCCUGUACUAUAAGGCUUCGAAGAGCGCAAUGAAAUCGAUGAACCACAGAGUUUUCUACGCAAAUUGGAUCUUCGUGUUCGCAGCCUACGACUUCUUCACAACCUUCGUUGAUUUCUAA